GUGGGAGCUGCGGCGUGGGACGGACUAAGAGCGCUCUUAGGGACUCUCCUCCCUUGAGAGCUGGAUAACUCCCAUAGAGGGAGAACAGCACUCCCAAGAGUACAUUGCAGGAGGACGCAAGGUGCUCCAACAGACAGCCUAAAAUUAGCUUUCACUUCUGUACAGCAAUAUGCAGCGUUUACAAAACAACUUGUCAGCUUGAGUUUGUCCGUGCAGAAUAUUACUUACUACUAGAGGGAGAAUUGUGGAUGAAUGCCGCUGUUAGGAAAUAUCCGCAUUCCUACUAAGUGGUAUAACAUUCCUCUUGUCAAGUGCUACUGAAACGCUAAAACGUCGGAGCCAGUCCUUCGAGUGAGCAGGAGACGGACGGAAAGUGGGAUAUUUCGGGGAAAACUUAUUCGUACAUGUUAAGGGCAAGGAGAAGCAUUCUUGACCAGCUGCAGCGCGUAGACCCCCCCCCCCCCCAUAUGCACCAUUAUUAGUUUUCUUUUUCGAAACUGGUUUCAUGGGAUUUCAUGUGCUUACUGAACGCCCAUGACAGUAGACUCAGUCCAUAAGUUUACCGUCUAUCCCGUCCUGUGUACCCUUUGUAUACCCUCCCUUAGUGACUGAGUGACUCAGUCUUUAAGACCAGUGAUCCCUCUCAUAACUUGUUCUAAUUCCAGUGACCUCAUCCUUCCUGUAUUUGUUCCCCUGCCCCUCUACUUUACUUUAAAACACUGUUUCAAUCAAGCUCUGAGCGCUUUUAGUGCGGACCCUCGGAUUUAAAAGCGCUCCAGUGAGUGAGUGCCCCUCCCUACUCCAAUUGCGCAGCCUGUGAACCCUGACUUGCCCGCCCGCUGGCAGCUGCCACCUGCUGCUCGGCGUAAUUUGGAAUAAGAAAGUCACCCUCUGCAACGAUCGCAGCUAACUUGGUCAUUUCGGGACCGAUCAUUCCGGGGCUGUUGGACACCAUGGGGUUCAGCAUCUUUAUCAACUUGGCACUGCUUUCCGGACUGUACCUCAGGGUGGAGGGGGAUUUCGACCUAAGGUGGCAGAGACAAUUGAUAACUUCCAGCGGGCUGUGUCGAUACGGAUCAAGGAUUGACUGCUGCUGGGGUUGGGUCCGUCAGUCCUGGGGACAUUGUCAGCCUUUCAACGUCUUAAGACACAGAGUAGUCGGCUUAAGGUGUCAACGCAAAGCUUUGUGUCAACCAGCAUGCAAGCAUGGGGAAUGUGUAGGACCAAAUAAAUGCAAGUGUCACCCUGGAUUUACUGGAAAAACCUGCAAUCAGGAUGAACAGGUCCACACAACUCCCCCUGUCCAGCGAAGUGAUUACAUUCUUUCCCACCCCAGAGAUCGUCAUAUGGCAAGUGUACAUUCAAGGGAUCUUAAUGAAUGUGGACUGAAACCUCGACCGUGCAAACACAGGUGUAUGAAUACUUUUGGCAGCUAUAAAUGCUACUGCCUGAAUGGCUACAUGCUUAUGCCAGAUGGAAGUUGUGGAAGUGCUCUUAGCUGCUCAAUGGCUAACUGUCAGUACGGCUGUGAUGUCGUGAAAGGGGAGGUUCGCUGUCGCUGUCCAUCUCCUGGUCUGCAGCUGGGACCAGAUGGCAGGACUUGUGUAGAUGUUGACGAAUGUGCCACUGGAAAAGCAGUGUGCCCCAUGUACAGAAAGUGUAUCAACACUUUUGGAAGCUACCUCUGUAAAUGCCAGGAUGGGUUUGAUCUCACAAAUAUUGCAGGAAAAUUUCAGUGCAUAGAUGUCAAUGAGUGUGCAACUGGAAGACAUUACUGCAGCAAUGUUGCCGUUUGCUAUAAUACAAUUGGAUCAUACAAAUGCAAAUGCAAAAAAGGUUACAGGGGAAAUGGAGUUGAAUGUAAACCUAUUCCCAAGGUUAUGAUUGAUCCACAUCUCCCAUAUCCAUUCUUCCCCAAGAAAAAUGGAAAAUGGAAUGAUUCAUUCAUAAAUAAUAAAAUACCUGAGAAUGGCAUUACAAAGAGUCCACUACCUCCACGACCUCCACGGCCUUCUAAGAUUAUUUAUACAACUAAGUCUACAGUUAAGCCAACAACUAAAUUAACCAUCAAGCCAACAACAUUGCCUAUCAUCAAACCAACAACAAGAGCAACAAUUAAGACAACAACAAGACCUACAACAAAGCCUGUAGUGAAAUCUACUCCCAACCCAACAGAUCCUCCAGUAGUCAUAACCACUGCAAUUGUAACUACAAGACAGAUGGAAACUACAACCAGAGAAAAGUCUACAGUGGACAACAAUAUCCAAAAUGAGGUUCACAGAGGAGACGUUUUUAUACCGAAAAAGCCUGGAGGUAGCACAGGGCUCACUGAAAUUGAUAUUGAAAUAGGUGAAGAGAAUGAAGCUGGAGAUGAUCCAGCUAUGUUGCUACACAGCUGUAACUUUGAUUAUGGCCUUUGCGAAUGGACAAGGGAAAGGGAAGAUGACCAGCAAUGGGAAACAAUUGCGGAUCCCGCAGGUGGACAGUACCUAACAGUUUCUGAGGUGAAAGAGACACACAAACCUGGAGCACGCUUAAUUCUUCCAGUUGACAAAUCAGUAAUCUCAGAGGGGAUGUGCCUCUCCUUUCGACAUCUAGUUUCUGGAAGACAUUCAGGAAAUCUCCAUCUCUUUAUAAGAAGGAAUGGAGUUCAUGGUCCAGCUUUGUGGGGCAGAAACAGUGGGCAUGGCUGGAGGCAUACUCAAAUAACACUCCAUGGACUGGACAUUGAACGAGUCAUUUUUAAAGGGGAACGAGGGAAGGAGAGGACAGGAGAGAUUGGCUUGGAUGAUAUAAGUCUAAAAAGAGGUCGUUGCUUGGAAGGUCUUUAGUAUGUAAUGAAACACCUAACAAGAGCAACUUGGGAACAUUGCAUGGACUCAUAUUACCUCAUAAAGAAGUGAGAAAUGAACCCUUUGGAGGUAACACUUACCAGCAACUCACCUGCCUGAAACUUAUCAUUUCAAAGCAGAUACAGAAGAAGUUGUCUUGGGGCACAGCAACUUCAAAAGACAGACUAAAUUAGGUGCCUCUGUUGCAGUAUUCCCUUUCUCAUUGCUUCACUAAAGCUGAAGAGUGCAAUUUAAAGAAAAACAUAAAUUAGCAAAGGAACUAUUAAAUGCGCAGCCUUUUCAAAGAGCAGAAGUACUGUCACAAAUAUCCUUCUCGUACCCCAUUGUAUAUCCACUUCUUUUUUAUGUAUCAUGAUCAUUUAUGGUAAAAUGUAUUUAACAGUAGUUUAUCUGUACUGUAUGUGACUUUGGUGUAACAUGCCUGAAUUGUUAAUCUCACCAAGUAGCCACUAGUGUAUUGAAGCACGAUGUUACAUUAUGCAUCUGUGGUGUAUUGGCAGUAGCAUCAUUUAAAGAGAGAACGAUGUACUCCUGUAACCAUGUUUCGGUAAUAGUACCAGACUUAACAGGUUUGCAAGUUGCAAUUUACUAUCUUACUAGUUUCUCAUUUUGUCGGAGAGACUAGUUAAAGCUCAAGGGACACAGAUGCUUUUAUAGAAAGUGUCAACUUACUUUAGUUGAACAGACAAAAAUGAAUGUCUGGUUGGACUCUGUCCUGCUCGUCUUUUAUCUGGGCUGUGCAGGUCUUUGUUUAGUUAGUACUGGGAAGAUGCAGUUAACAACAAGCCAGUUCUGUAUCCAUGUUAGUUACUAGUAAAUGGCAUAGCAGGCUGCUACUCUUACAUCACCAUUAAGUGAUGUAGCUAUUUGCUUCUCUUGCAUCACCGCUGAGAAGUUUCUCCUCUUGCAUUUGGUGAACUGUUUUCCAACUGACAAGGCACCUAAUGUUAUUCUAAAAUAAUUAUACUUAUCCUAAAAUUUCUGUAUUGCAAAAUACAGCUUUCUUUAGAGUAAAUAUAAUGUGCAGACUGCAACCAGUUUAAUUUUCAGUUUGUAGUCUUCCUUUGCAGAUGACUGCAGUAGGUAGAAGUCCUGAUGUGAUAUGAUAUGAUAUGAUAUGAUAUUUAAAAAGAAGCUGUAGAUCUGGAAACACGUGUUAGUUGUGACAUUUUAAUUUGCUGUUGGGUAAAACCCUGACUUUUCUGUAUCCCUAACUGAAAAAAUAGCAGGAGUUCAGCCUCAUUAUAUAUUAUGAUUUAGAUUUGCUUUAAAUGGCAAAUGUGUUAAACCUGUGUACCUGUCAUUCUAAAAAAACUGCCUUUUCUUAUUUUAAACUGUCAGCCUGCAUUGUGUAGGGCUCAGUUGUUCUUGUUGGGUUUCAGUGAGCACUUUCUGUGGGUAAGUGGUUUAUCUUACAGGGGCCACUGCCUGCUAUUUUAUAUUUAAUUUUUUUUAGAUCAAUUUAAUUUAAUAUUGAAUGAAAAUGGCAUGCUCCAGUAGGGAUGAAAGCCCUUUGAAAUAUGUUUAAAUAUAUCAGAUGAGUUUUGGGGUAGUCUAUAAAUUGUACAAAACACAAUUUGUUAAGUAAAAGUCCAACAAAAAGGAUUCUACAGAAGACCAACAAUUUAUGUUUGCCCAAAAGUACUGUUAUAUUUUUUCCAAAUAGCAAAGCAAUAUAUUUGGGGAUGUUUGAUCAGUUCACCACUGUUCAAAGAAUUUUGCUUUGCAUGGUCAAACAAUAAUCAUUUUCUGGAGCUUGUUUUUAUAAUAGUUUGAGAAGUUCUGAAAACAGACUUUUUGUCUGAGUAUUACAGAGAAAAUCACACUUGUUAUUCAUGUAGAAACAGUUCAGUGAAUAAUCUUUGGAUCCUUUUGACAAUUCAGGCUAAUUCUUAUGCCAUGUCUAGUAGUCAGAACAUAUUUCAAGUUUAUGCAACAUACAAGUGUAGCCAGAAUGACUGCAGAAUUGUUCCAUUUCUGUGAGCAUGCACAAGUUAUUGCCUGUUUAUUAUGUCCUCCAUUUCCAAGACAGCAUCCCUCUGCUGUACAUUGAGCCAGCACAGCCAAAAGGUAAGGCUUUGCACUGUCACUAUAUUACUGCUUAGCUGAGGCUACAGGUCCCAAAUGCAAUAAAAGACAGUUAUUGUGCACAAUGUGAUAAAGGAGCCUUGAUAUGGUGGACCAGAAAAAUUAAUGUGAUGACAUCCUAUAUGCUUCAGUCCUUUACUGUAACAAAACCCAGAAUAUUAGAUGGGCGUCAAACAAGUCAUGUAUGCUGUGUGACAGGCUACAGGCUAACAUGUGGCUCCUAUCCAUUUUCCAUGCUCUGUUUCCCUGCCGUGGCAUGCAUGGUUGGUGGUGCCAAUUUAAGCAGCAACCUACCUAGCUAUCAGGUUUAUUUGGUGACUAAACCGCUGACAAUGACUUUCUGCCAGUGCUGUCACCCUGUUAUAUUUAUGUCAUUGGAGCAGUACAUAAUUGAUUGUGUAUAUCUGCAAGUGGUUGGAAUUAGAUAGUGCCCAAAUAAUAACACACAGAAGAACAGACUGUUUCCAUAAGAAAUCAUUGUCAGCAUACUUUUUGAUUGUGUUCCGGCUGAGAUUCCUUUCUUUUAAGAUAUUUUCCCCUUCUUUGUGCUUGUGCAAUAAUGGAGUUGGUAUAAGUUCAGGGGGGUGGGGGACUUGCCCCCUGCAAAAAAUGAUUAUAGUUGGAAUUUUUCCCCUUGUGGCAUUUUGGGCAUUUGAGUUCAGGUACGUGAUUCCUUAGUGUCUUGUCAGUCAGGCUUUCAAAAUGGAUCCAGCUGAUUCACUUGUGUAACCUAAUUAAAAUAUAAGAUUAAUACCAUUAUUAAUUUAUUCUAUAACAAUAUUUCAUUUAGGGUAAUGCAAGACUUCUUUUGUAACAAUAUUACAAACAGCAUAGAUUGUCUAUGCCCGGAUAAUUCUAUAUACAGCAUGAACAGUGAACUCAGAAAACAUUCAGUAUUAAAAUUACCCGCAUUUGAUGAGCUUCAUUCUGUAAUCUUGGGUUUGAUUCCCCCAGUUGGCAUUUGCAUACUUUGUGACUCCAAGUAAGUAAGUUAACCAGAAUAUACUCCUGUUCUGGCUCUGUAAAGAGGCAUUUGUACCUAUUAGGCUUGACUAAUUAACACAUACAUAUAAUACAAUUAAAUUGGGUGUUUUGGGACUUUGAAUAUUUAAACAUCAAGUGCAAAGGUUUUAAUCAUUUCUUUUUUGUAUUGCAUCCUAGUUACUUUGCAAUAAAAUCUUCUGCUGAAAACAUAUAAAAACACUACAAACUAUUCUCCCCUCUGCUGCAUCAUCAGAAGGUGGGGCUGGAUGGCAUGGCAUCAGGAAGUAACUGAACAAUUGCUCAGAAUUCAGUAAACACCAGUUUAUAAAACUUCAGAAUUAUAGGUCCACUGAAGUUUAAAAUUAAAGUUAGAAACUACACAUUUUAGAAUAAGAAAGCCUACUUUACUAGUUGAUGACAUAAUUAUAACAAAAAAAAAUGGUUAAAAAACCCUUGCACUUGAUCUUUAACAUGAACUUAGUGGAAAAUAACAAUGUUGUUCAAUAAACAAUUUUAGGACAGGAAGAGUUGUAAAAAUAAAUAAAUAAAGUAGGUAGGGUAACAUGGUAACAUAGCUAUACAAGUGUAAUGGAAAUUGGGAGAGACAAAGAACUAUAGGCUAGUAAAUUUAUUUUCUGAAGAUGCAAGGCUGUGGAGAGUCGCCUCUGAAAUAAUUACUAUAGAAGGGUAAUGUGGCCUUGGCACAUAAUGAUUGUGUUAGAAAGGCAUCUAACCAAAGAAUAAGUGUAGUAAUUGCUUUAUGGGCUUUUCUGUUACAUUUGAUAGGGUGCGUCAAACUGAAUUGGUUAGGAAAAUGGCAAACGAUAACAUCACUAAGCCGAUAAAAAAGGUAAAACAACAGAGAAUAGUUAUAGGAAUAGGUAGUUCAUAAAAUAGUGAGAGAAAAGGGAGUGUUACAUAUUACAGAGUGUGGUUUUACAGAUGCUAGAGAUUCGCAUAGAUACAAAUAUUUGUUACACCAAGUGUAUAGACUCUGUGUAGCUGGGGACCUUAAUCAUUAAUGGAAAUAUCUGAGUUGUACAGAACCACUUCCAUAUGAGUCAUGCUCAUACGGAUGUUGAAUAAAGUUUGACAUGGCUAAGUAAAAUGUCAUGACAUUUACUUCCAUGGAAGAUCUGUUAGUUUGAGAUAUGUUUCGGGAUUUACAGAUGUGCAAGUGGAUUCAGGAAUAUUCAUAAAUAAUAAUUUACAAUAUAAUAAAAUAUAAUCAUUUAUAAUCAUUCAGGGCAUGUGUUUUACAGGUGAACAGUAAUGCAUAUAGGUUAAUAGGAAUUGUAGUAUAGGAAAUGAAGCCUGAGAGUCCUGAAGUUAUUGCUUUCUAGGAAUAUAGUGAGUUAUAUGGAAUAUAAUGAAACAUUUUAUUUUCUAGAUAGAAAAUAAGUUAACAGUUGACAGGGUAUAGAAAUUAGCCUAUUAUGUUCACCCAUCCAUCUGACAACUGACCAAGAGGACCUGUUGCUAUGAGACAGCAACAUGUGAACAGAUGUCAACUGACGGACAAUACCAAUUCUCAGAGUAGGAAGAAAAAGACUGAACGUAGUGAGAAAAGUAGGAUAAAAAUUGGUACAAUAAAAGACUGAUUUUGCAGUCGAAUUCUGCUCAUGUCAGAAGAAUGGAAAGUAGGAUGAAAUAUAUAUGGAUAAGCAUUAGUUUACAGCACGAUAAACUGGUGGCCCUUAGGGUUUCUGCUACAACCUACGAGCCCGUAGCUCUGGCCUUGUCCAUUGCUGCCUUAUGAUUUCUGUAUGAGAGAAGUCUGUAGUGUGUCAGUUUAAUUUAAUUAACUUUAACUUGAAUGUCCAUGGCCAGAAAUCAGGCAAACAACCCUCUCUAUUCUUCCCUUUUAUACUGCUUCAUCUUCUAUCAUAAAUUAUAGAAGUGAUAUACUACCUCUAACCAAUGUAAGCUCCUCAUAUAGCACUGUAUCAAGCUGAUGUAUCAAUUUUAGUAGCCUGAAAUGCCUGACUUUAGCUGUGCUGCACACCAAAUGUAAUUCUCUUAACUUCAUGAUACCAUUAGUUGUGAUGUCAUAUUUCAUCUAGAAAAGCCAUUCUCUUCCUAAAAGACUUGUCACUUUACUUGCCUAGGUACACAAUGCUACAUUCUUGUCAUUAAGUGAACAUCACCAAAAUAAAUAUAUAGGUCCUCAGGUAAAACACUAAGCUUUUUAAGCGUGUUUAAUAUUUUUAUUUUAUUAUUUAUAUUUUUGGUAGAAAAGCAUCCAGGAA
Molecule: messenger RNA, 8173 nt
Organism: Protopterus annectens (West African lungfish)
Lineage: Eukaryota; Metazoa; Chordata; Ceratodontiformes; Protopteridae
Gene: NPNT
Product: nephronectin
Exons: 14
Coding region: 954-2831 (625 amino acids)
Cellular component (GO): membrane
Molecular function (GO): calcium ion binding
Source: RefSeq, a predicted model, not a curated record